CUCUGCACAUUGCUGAACGUUAGUGCAUGCAUCCAUUCCUAAGCAGCAGAGGUUUUCAUUCGAUCCUGGCCGCUAUACCUGAAGAGCGCGGCAUAAGAGGGACCUGGCAAUGAUCUCACUGGACUUCAAUUUUAAUGUUUUGACAAGGGACCUGUCACUUUAUCUGGAAAAUCAAGUGAAAGUUGGGCUUUUUGGAUCUGGAGUACUGUCACUGGUGCUCGGCUUCAGCGCAGCUUAUGCCUACUACUACUUGAUCUCUGUCGCGAAGAAGCCCCAACUGAUUUCUGGUGGUAAGAAGUUCUACCAGUUCCUGCGGGACCAAUGUCCCGUGGUGUCAGAGAUCUACUACCCCACCUUCUGGUGCUGGGAGAGCCGGAUCCAGACGGUGCUUAGGCCCUUCGUCACGGCUAAACCGGGGGUCAGCUACAGAAAUGAGCUCAUUAGAGCAGAAGAUGGAGGACAGAUCUCUCUGGAUUGGUUCGACAACGAUGACAGCGCCUCCCACCCCAAUGCGGCCACACGGCCCACCGUCCUGCUGCUUCCAGGCCUGACCGGUACCAGCAGAGAGUCCUACAUCCUCCACAUGGUGCAGCAGAGCAGGGAUCUGGGUUAUAGGUGUGCGGUAUUCAACAACAGAGGGGUGUCUGGUGAAACUCUCUUGACUCCCAGAACAUACUGUGCUGCCAACACAGAGGACCUGGAGGCGGUCAUCGAACACAUCCAGAGGACAAAUGAGGACGCCCCUCUCAUGGCUGCUGGGGUCUCCAUGGGCGGGAUGAUGCUGGCGAACUACCUGGGGAGGAAGGGCAGAGAGACGUGUCUGAAAGGUGUGGUUGUGUUCUCGGCAGGCUGGGAUGUGUUUGAGUGCACAGCGUCAUUGGAGAAGCCUCUGGACCGCUUUCUCUUCAACUCCUAUCUCACCAGCUGCCUGCAGGCGGGCGUGGACAGACACAAAUCUGUGCUUGAGAAGAGUUACGACAUUGAUCAUGUGAUGAAGGCCAAGACCCUCCGUGAGUUUGAUGAGAGGUUCACGUCUAUAAUGUUUGGCUACCCCACCAAUGAUGACUACUACCAUGAUGCCAGUCCCAUCCACAGGCUCAAGUCUGUGCAGGUGCCCAUGUUGUGUCUAAACGCUGCAGACGACGUCUUCUCUCCCAGUCAUGCCAUUCCAGUGGAGGCGGUGAAGCAGAACCCUAACCUAGCCCUCCUCAUCACCUGCCACGGUGGCCAUAUUGGUUUCCUGGAGGGCCUGUGGCCCCGACAGAGCACCUACAUGGACCGCGUCUUUAAGCAGUUUGCCAAGGCCGUCAUAGAACAGGGUGGCGACCUCCAUGACCUUUCCAGCUAGUACGACAUUCCUUUUCUCCCUCUCUCUCUUUCUUUAAUUUCUUUCCUCCUCCCCCCAGUCCUUCUCCCUGCCUCUCUCACUACAAGCAAAAAAAGCAUUAUUUAUUUUGAAGGGCACAUCCUGUCACAACACAGCAGUCGUCCGUCAACUCAUGUAUUCCUUCAUACAUUCAUUAAUUCAAUGUAUGUAGCCAUGAAUUCAUAUCAUGCUUAUUUUAAAAAGAUGAGUAUGUUCACAUUAGUAUCUUCAAAUAUGAAUAAUUUCAGCUGUCUUUCUCCAUCCGUCAGUGUUCUCAACAAAAACUCUGUAUCAAUAGGAUUUUAGUCCUCAGGGAAUGUAUUUCUUUUUUACCUAGUGUCUAUCUGUCUGUCUGUUAUGAAUGUGAAUAGUUUAUAUUAAAGAAUGUUUAGUCCAUUCAACAACAACAAAAUACCUAACCUAAUCUUUCGUGACAGACAGCUAGCUGCUAUAGUAGCGUGAGAUUUAGUUCUGGGUUCCGAGGUGAUACCUUUAAUUUACCUCAACAGAUCACAGUAUUUAUGUUCUCUUGAAUUGUUCUGCAUGCACUUUCAUUCACACAUUCUACCUGUACGCACACAAAAUAGCUCUAACAAUGUAAUGUUAUGGAGAUAACUCAUUAUUAGUUAUAAGGAAUGUGAAUUUGCACUAUUUUAGUUUGAACAAGCCAUGCCUCUAAUUUCUUCCUGCAAACGCACUUGAUUUCAAUAGUUUUCCUAUGUAAAUAAGUAUACCCAAAAGGCCUAAUAAAUUAAUAUGCAAAUA
Oncorhynchus kisutch (coho salmon) is the source of this 2131-nucleotide messenger RNA. RefSeq names its product phospholipase ABHD3. Lineage: Eukaryota; Metazoa; Chordata; Actinopteri; Salmoniformes; Salmonidae. The record is from RefSeq and is a predicted model, not a curated record. The transcript has 9 exons. The coding region runs from base 110 to 1348 and encodes 412 amino acids. Gene Ontology annotation, molecular function: A2-type glycerophospholipase activity; glycerophospholipid phospholipase A1 activity; acetylesterase activity. Gene Ontology annotation, biological process: phosphatidylcholine metabolic process; medium-chain fatty acid catabolic process; medium-chain fatty acid biosynthetic process.